CCGAGCGGUUCCAGGAGCACCCGGCAGAGACUGAGGGAGAGAGAGAGAGAAAGAGGAGGGGAGGAGGAUUCAGGGCAUGGGAGCUGGGGAGCCCUUCUGCGCCACAGAAAAUUUCCAGACUUGGUGAAAAUAGGAAAACUGUCAGAGAGGCUGGAGCACUAUUAGACUGUACUUGCUGUUUUUUUAGAAGUUCAGUUGAAGGAAAACUCAGCUGAUAUCUCUACCUUGAUUCUUCUUUACUUCCUGUUUGCCAGCUAGAACAACAUCAUGCAUAUUCACAUGUCAAUCAGUUUUGGGGGCUAGUAAGCUACUUGUGGAAGGUAGCAUCAGAGCUUUCUUGGAUUGAAGCUGUUUGUUUCGGGAAGACAAAUCUCCGUGCUAUUGUGCCAUUUCAUCGGUGGUCACUUUUGAAGAUACUGUCCAGUCCACACAAUGUAUCAUUCCUUAUCUGAAGCGAGGCAUCCUCUUCAAUCAGAAGAACAAGAAGUGGGCGUCGACCCCUUGUCCAGUUAUUCAAACAAGACUGGAGGAGAUUCAAAUAAAAAUGGAAGAAGAGCAAGUUCUACUUUAGAUUCUGAUGGGACUUUCAAUUCCUAUAGGAAAGAAUGGGAAGAACUCUUUGUAAACAACAAUUACUUGGCAACAAUAAAGCAGAAGGGGAUUAAUGGGCAGCUGAGAAGCAGCAGGUUCCGCAGCAUUUGCUGGAAGCUAUUUCUUUGUGUUCUUCCUCAAGAUAAAACUCAAUGGAUAAGCAGAAUUAAAGAAUUAAGAGCUUGGUAUAGCAACAUUAAAGAAAUAAACAUCACAAACCCACGGAAGGUUGUUGGCCAGCAAGAUUUGAUGAUCAAUAAUCCCCUUUCACAGGAUGAAGGGAGUCUUUGGAACAAAUUCUUCCAAGAUAAAGAACUGCGAUCAAUGAUUGAGCAAGAUGUCAAAAGAACGUUUCCUGAAAUGCAGUUUUUCCAACAAGAAAAUGUGAGAAAAAUUCUUACAGAUGUUCUUUUCUGUUAUGCUAGAGAAAACGAGCAGUUGCUUUAUAAACAGGGCAUGCACGAGCUCUUGGCGCCCAUAGUCUUCAUCCUGCACUGCGACCACCAAGCUUUUCUUCAUGCUAGUGAGUCUGCACAACCAAGUGAGGAAAUGAAAGCCCUCUUAGACCCUGAGUAUUUGGAACAUGAUGCCUAUGCAAUGUUCUCACAACUUAUGGAAACUGCUGAACCUUGGUUUUCUACUUUUGAACAUGAUGGUCAAAAGGGGAAAGAAACACUGAUGACACCCAUCCCCUUUGCUAGACCACAGGAUUUAGGGCCAACAAUUGCUGUUGUUACUAAAGUCAACCAGAUCCAGGAUCAUCUUCUGAAAAAGCAUGAUAUUGAGCUUUAUAUGCACUUAAACAGGCUAGAAAUUGCACCACAGAUAUAUGGAUUACGGUGGGUCCGGCUGCUGUUUGGCCGAGAGUUCCCCCUUCAGGAUCUCCUGGUGGUCUGGGAUGCCUUGUUUGCAGAUGGCCUCAGCCUGAGUUUAGUGGACUAUAUUUUCAUAGCCAUGUUACUCUAUAUCCGAGAUGCUUUGAUCUCUAGCAACUACCAGACCUGUCUCGGCCUUCUGAUGCAUUACCCAAACAUUGGGGAUGUACAUUCACUGAUUCUUAAGGCUCUCUUCCUUCGAGAUCCAAAGAGAAAUCCAAGACCAGUGACUUACCAAUUUCAUCCAAAUUUAGAUUAUUACAAAGCACGGGGAGCAGAUCUCAUGAACAAAAGCCGGACUAAUACCAAAGGAGCUCCCCUGAAUAUUAAUAAGGUCUCUAAUAGCCUGAUUAAUUUUGGAAGAAAGUUGAUUUCUCCAGCCAUGUCCCCGGGUAGUGCGGGCGGCCCUAUGCCUGGGGGCAGCAAUGGCAGCUCUUCCACGGCUGCGGGUCCCCCCAAGACCUCGGCGGAGACCCCCAGGCAUCCCUUGCAACAGCAGCAGCAACAGCAGCAGAGGCUGAUGAAAUCCGAAAGCAUGCCGGUGCAGCUGAACAAAGGACAGAGUUCUAAGAACAUCAGUUCAUCUCCAAGCAUUGAAAGUUUGCCCGGAGGAAGGGAAUUCACCAGCUCCCCGCCUUCAUCAGCUACUAAAAAGGACUCCUUUUUUAGCAAUAUCUCCCGUUCCCGCUCACACAGCAAAACCAUGGGCAGAAAAGAAUCUGAAGAAGAAUUAGAAGCUCAAAUUUCCUUCCUUCAAGGGCAAUUGAAUGACCUGGAUGCCAUGUGCAAAUACUGUGCAAAGGUGAUGGACACACACCUGGGAAACAUUCAAGAUGUGAUAUUGCAGGAAAAUUUGGAAAAGGAAGAUCAAAUUCUGGUUUCUCUGGCAGGAUUAAAACAGAUCAAAGACAUUCUAAAAGGUUCCCUGCGUUUCAACCAGAGCCAGCUGGAAGCCGAGGAGAACGAGCAGAUCACCAUCGCGGACGACCACUACUGCUCUGGCGGCCAGGGCCAGGGCCAGGCCCAGAGCGGCCAGGGGCCCAAGGCCUCCGCUCAGGCCUCUACAGAAGCACCAGGACACACAGACAGAGGGAGCUCAGACGACUUCAUUCUGGUUUCCAGAGAUGAUGGGGGCAUUGCUGGGACGCCAUUCUCUGGGCAGGCUCAGCCUCUGCGCACCCUCAGAAGCACAGCCAGGAAAGGCGAGGCCCUGGCCCGCUUCCCACUGGUGUUUUCUGACCCACUGAUGGGCCCCGCCUCGGCUUCCUCCAGCAACCCCAGCUCCAGUCCCGACGACGACAGCAGCAACCACAGCAAGGACUCGGGCUUCACCAUCGUGAGCCCCCUGGACAUCUGACCGCAGCGACCCCACCUUACCACCCCUCUCAGCAGCCCCCCCACCCUGCUGAGGAGCCCCCCAGUGGAGACCCCUCUGAAACCAACACUUCUUUUCCAGCGUGCACGUGGCGUGGUGGCAAACGGGGCCGGGGCCACUCGGCGCCCAGAGGUGCUGUCGGGCCUCACUGCCCCCACGGUCCUGGCUCUGAGUUAGAGCCGGUUAACACCGAGCGUCAGCCCACUGUCAGAUAAAACCAACGCAAUUAGAAUCACUUUUCCUCUGUCCGCUCCUCUCCAGCUAAGGUGCGGCAACUGCACCAACACUAUCUAGAAGAGAGAAGAGUUGGUUUCAAAGCUUCCUUUCCUCAGAACGUCAGACACAGGAAAAUUAAUUGAUAUCAAGAAAACUUUCUUUCUGGAAAUCUGCGUCUCAGCCUUGGGAAGCCAUAUCACAGAGCCCAGUGCAAUAGAAAGGACUAGAUUAGUGGGCUCUGGCGCUCGUGGAAACCCGGUACUGAGCCCUGGAGGCAGGGCCUAAGCCUAGGAAUCAUAGUUGUGUGAUGAGUGUAGAGUUCAUUUGUUAAGGAACAAAUCUAACCUCAGGCCAGACAGACUCUGCUCAUCACGGUCCCUCCUAAAACAACUGUUGUUCGCCUUUUAGAAUCUUACAGCCAGAAAACAAGGUCACUUUAAGCCAGUCUUUGCUGCACUGAUUCUGAAAGUUAUGAAAAUGUUACUUCAUGAAUUGGAAAAUGUGACCUCGACUUUAUGGGAUAAAUAUCUUUCAGAGAGUGGGUGGCCUGGUAAGGUUGCUAUAGUUUGGGGACUGUAUUUACCAUCAACUGAGGAAUAAAGAGAAAACCCAAGUUCAUUGCCAUCCAGAGUCAGCAUCCCCAUUCGGCCUCAGGGUGGCAGUAACAGGGAGUUAAAGCUGGAGUCCCUUCUGGGGGAGUUGGACUCCUUCGAGAACAUUCCAGAUGCCAGGAGGCUGCAGGAUUUCUACACAGCCCUCCCUGGGAGCCACUUGCAGGCGCCCCAGGCCUGGCUCGGAGGUCACAUCCCAGGCCCACUGCCAGGGCAGGCCCCUGUCUGGCCUGCGGUGCCUUUCUGGGUUGCAGCACAGAGAGAUUCCCCCGCCUCCCUGUCUUCCCGUAAGGAGAAGGGCCCAGAGAAGGACCUUUCCCUCUCCUUUGCCUGCGCAGGCAUCUAGCCUGGAGGAAAUACGCCCACCCCUGCAUCAGGGAGGGGCGGCCCUGGCCGGUGCCCGUCCAGUGAGGCCUCUCGCCAGAGCCUCCGUGGCAGCGGGUGAAAAACGAAGUAGAGAGAAACAGGCAGGGUUUGCCGCCUCCCACUGCCAGCCGCCACGUUUCCUCUAUAGUCAGUGUGAGGAUGGCGCGACUUCCCUCUCGCUGCUCUCCAGAGUGGCUCCUGCAGAGAGGAUUCUAAUUAGCGCUGCGUUGGCUCUUGAACUCUAGCAGGGAAACCUCCCCUGCAGUGUGUGAGGUGAAUCCACGAUGGCUCGGAGGCGCGCUGGGGAGUGCCCCGCGUCCUGCCUCUGAGAGGAUGGCUUGGCUCUUGGGGAGACCCUCUGAGGGGCUACCACAGCGGAGUCUCCUUGAGCGCAGUCAGGCUGGCAGGUCCCCACGGGCAGUGGCCGCGCCCCUGCGUGGGGCUCGCCUUACUUCCUCUCAGAGCGCCUGGCUGGGAGGUGUUGGCACCUUGAGCCCUGAGGUGGGAAGUGUGGGCUCCGCUCCUGAGGCUCCAGGACAGACCAGGCCGGACCACAGCCCUCGCAGCUGCAGGCUUCCUUGGCCCGCAGGGUUAGAGUCGGGAGAGCCGAGGUCACCUCCCCCGCCGCCUCCGCCCGUCCUCCACGCUGUGCUUCCGUGUGGUAUCGCGUGAGAACCAGUGGGGUCACUCAGAAGUGCUGCUUCUGUGACCCCCAACAAGCUGCCUCCUCCUCAAGGAAAGAAAACAAGCAAGGGGAAGGUGGGUGUGGGCCGUGCCAGCCUCAAAUCCCACAGGCUCAUGGGGCUGGAGAUUUGUAUUACUGGUUUACCUUUUUAAAGUGACUCUUUUUCCAUAGUUGAGCAUUUGCAUUUUUUAUUAGUUACAGUGCUGUUAAAGACUAUAUACUCCUUUUAUGAUUUUUACCGGGUACUUAUGUUUAAUUGCACUUUUUUAAAAAUUCUGGAUAUAUGAAACCUUUUUGUUUUCCUUUAACAAAUGUAAUCAGUGGAACCCACUCAUACUUUGAUUAUUAGCAAGCAGUUAAAUAUAUUUUAUGUACGUAAAGACGAUUAUUUCUCAUUGUCAUCUACCUUUUUUUAUACCUGUCCCUGGGUUUCAUGCAUUCCUCUGAUCAGCUUGGAAAUUUGAGUUACGGUGUAUCUGUUCUAUGAGAGUUGGACACUAGAGAAAGGAAGCUGUGAUGACUUUGCCUUCGUAGGCCAGAGGCUCAUGUAACACCUUAAAUAUCUGGUUACACCUGACCCAUCAGUCUUCCAGAGAUGACCUCCUGCUAAUCACUGCUGACUGCAAUCUGGCAAACAAUAACAACACUACAGAGAGAACGUGACUGAAAAUAAACCAGGACCUGCCUGCGAUUUGCCUUCUCUGUACGCGACGGAGUUGAAUCCUUUUCUCAGCCCUCCAGGGUCCGACUGCCUGCGGUUAAUGAGAAUGUCUCUCCUGCUUCUCCAGAGACAAGGAAUAGUUAGAAAGCUCUGACAGUCAGGCUGUCUCCUAAAGCUGACCUGUUAGAGUUGACCCAGACUUAUUUUGGUUUCUAUUCUUUGCUUCUUUAAGAAGCUGCCCCCAGGGAUCCUCACGAAGCAAGAGUGUGUGGGGGGCUUCGGCCCCUGGGGGGCUUCGGCCCCUGUUCCUAGUGCUCGUCGCCAGGAGCGCAUGGCCUUUCCAUCCUUUAGACCAGUGCACGCCGGCCUCUGACCCCCAAGUGUCCAGGUAGGACAUUGCUGAGGCCACAUCCGGGACGAGACCAGGAUUGCAGCUGGCAAGCCGGGCUUCUCACAGGCCAAAACCGCUUCCUCAAGAGUUAGACAGUGUUAGACAGUGUUUAGACAGAGAAGAAAUAUAAAGUUCCUGUAAACAGGCCUGAGGCCACUUUGAUGUAAAAAGUUCUCAUAAUUUUCCUCACAAUGGCACAAUUCAUUUGAUUUAUGGGAUACUCGGUUGUGCCAUUUCUGUCCUAUCGCUUUGUUCUCAUUCAUCUCUAUGCUCUAAUUCAUAUUGAUUUCAGAAAUGACUUAUCCUUCUGGCAGAGUGCUCCCAUUCACGAUGGUGGUAAUAAAAAGCUCAUGUGA
This is a messenger RNA of Condylura cristata (star-nosed mole), 6127 nucleotides long. RefSeq names its product TBC1 domain family, member 5 (gene TBC1D5). The transcript has 24 exons. The coding region runs from base 433 to 2823 and encodes 796 amino acids. NCBI's taxonomy places the organism in Eukaryota, Metazoa, Chordata, Mammalia, Eulipotyphla, Talpidae. The record is from RefSeq and is a predicted model, not a curated record. Gene Ontology annotation, biological process: activation of GTPase activity. Gene Ontology annotation, molecular function: GTPase activator activity.